GCCUUUCCAAUUAGAAAAAUAAAACUACUACUACUGUUUCGCAAAGUCGUUCGUCAGCUGUGUGUGUUUAAGUGUAUAAUCUAUGGUGUGUGUCACUGUGUGUUGUGUGAACAUAGUGUGUGAACCGUAAUCAGACCGACAUGACAUAUAAGCGCAAGAAAUAUCAUUGUGGCGACACACAUUUAAAAAAGCGGUGGAGAGUGCGUAACAGAAAGAAAGAUUUGGAUGAAAUAGACCAAGAUUUAAAGGAAGAAAAUGCUGAAAAAUUACUGAACCAAAAAGUUGAUUUAGAUCUGCCAGGUGCAGCACAACAUUACUGUCUACAUUGUGCAAGGUAUUUCAUUGAUGAACAAGCUUUGAAUGAUCAUUUCAAGACAAAAGUCCAUAAACGGAGAUUAAAAGCACUCGAGCUUGAACCUUAUACUAUAGAAGAGUCAGAGAGAGCUGCUGGCCACGGGAGUUUCAAAACAGCAACAAAACGAAAAAUUGUUUCACAAAAUAUUGAGAAAUCUCAAACAGAUGAAGAUGGUGAUGCUAUUUUAGAGGAAAGUCCAAACAAAAAGAAGAAAAUUGAUGACAAUGAUAUAUAAAACUCAUUUCUACACACUGUUCAAAACACGAAACCUAUUGGUAACCCCCAAAAGAUAUUCAGCUCUUUUCAUCAAUGGUGCCAAGGCAACAGAAAAUUAUGUUUAUGUCACUCCUUAUUUAGACUUUCCAGAAAAAUUUCAGAACAUAAAUAAUAUAAAAAAUGAUUUGAAAAAAAGGAAAUACAAUUAUAAUUUUGAAAAAUUAGAAGAACUUUGGCACGUUUAUGAGGAACUGAAACAAAAAAGAAAUCAAUAUGAACAACAAAAAGAUCAACUAGCUAAGGAAUUAGGGAAGAUAAUAAAAAAUGAGUCUGAAAAAGAAGCAAUUAAUAAGUUAAAAUUGCAAAUCACAUUGAUUAAGGAUGAUAUUAGGAAGAUAAAAGCAUCUCUAUGGUCAGCUGAAGAGGCAGCUGUUGUUGAAGCACUGAAGUUACCAAACAAUUUGCAUGAUAAAACCCCUGAAAGUGACAGUCAAAUAGUGUACACACAUUUAAAACCUCCAAAAAAUGACAAGAAUCACAUAAAAAUUGGUCAAGAUCUCAAUUUAAUAACUAUUAAAAACAAUGAAAACUACUAUCUAAAAGGAGAUGCAGCAAUAUUUGAACUAGGAGCUAAGUUUUUAUUCAGUGACAUUUUAAAGAAAAAUAAUUUCAUACAAUUCUCAAAUCCUGAUUUUGUGAAAAGUGUCAUUGUUGAGGGCUGUGGCAUCAACCACACUAAUCCUGAUACAGUAUUUAUACUGCAUCAUAAUGAAGAUACUCAAAUUAAUUCAGACAGUAGACUUCAUUUAACAGGUGGUGGUUCAUUGUGUUCUUAUAUGGCAUAUCAUGCUAAAAAUGUUUUGUAUCCAAAAGUAUUGCCUCUUAAGUAUUUCAAUAUGGGUAGACAAUAUGUUCCAGUUGCAUCUGAUUUUAAUAGUCUUUUAACAGUUAGUCAAGCUGCAGUUGUAGAAUUUUUUGCAGUCACAAAAGCUGCUACAGAUAUAGAUGAAAUGUUGGAUAAUUUGAUAGAAAUUUUGAAGCAAUAUUACAGUAGGUUUGAUUAUCAUUUUCGGAUAAGUAUGACAGCUGCUCAUCAGCUUAACAUGUGGGAAUCUUUGAGGUUGUCUGUGGAAAUGUAUUCCAGCUCCCAACAAAAAUAUGCUACCAUAGCAAAUGUAUCCUUAAGUGGUGACUUCAUUAGUAAGAGGCUGAUGUUUACAUAUGUGGAUAAUAAAGUUACAAAAUUUCCACAUAUUCUGUCAGGUACAUUGUUGAAUGUACCAAAAUUUUUGGCUUGUGUUUUAGAGCAAGAUAAUGACUUUUGUGUUCCAGAUAUAUUGAAACCUGAAAAUUGGAGUUUGUAAAAUAUAACUUAAACAAAAUGUAAUAAAAUGAAUACACAGAUUUUUUUUGAACCAUUGUUAUAUAUUUAUAACUAAAACUUGAACAACAAAAUAAAAACAAUUAUCACAGGUCAAA
Molecule: messenger RNA, 2050 nt
Organism: Bombyx mori (domestic silkworm)
Lineage: Eukaryota; Metazoa; Arthropoda; Insecta; Lepidoptera; Bombycidae
Product: zinc finger protein 593 homolog
Exons: 2
Coding region: 141-590 (149 amino acids)
Molecular function (GO): zinc ion binding; nucleic acid binding
Source: RefSeq, a predicted model, not a curated record